Molecule: messenger RNA, 3854 nt
Organism: Musca domestica (house fly)
Lineage: Eukaryota; Metazoa; Arthropoda; Insecta; Diptera; Muscidae
Exons: 5
Coding region: 178-2697 (839 amino acids)
Biological process (GO): potassium ion transmembrane transport; stabilization of membrane potential
Cellular component (GO): membrane
Molecular function (GO): potassium ion leak channel activity
Source: RefSeq, a predicted model, not a curated record
GUGAAGUCAGGCACAAAACUAGCUGUCACAGGUUGACCACCAAAGGAACACCAGAAGAAGAAAAAGAAAAAAACCAUAGAACCUUCCAUGGAUGAGAAAAAAAUUUAAAAUUUAAAAAAAUCCGAAAAAAAUCGGAAUCCACAACGGAGUUGAACCCAUGUCUUUGAUACCAUAAACAUGGAUAGCCAACAGCAGCAACAGUUUUCCUUGGUUUCAGGCCUACCACCGCCGCCACCGGCCUCAUCGUCAGCCUCCUCCUCCCUGGGCCAGGCUCAAAUAUGCACCACCGCCAUGUCAAAUGCCUUGAACUCCAGCGGGGAAUAUGUCAAUGUACCCUCCUCCUAUGUGACCAUUGGCAUGCUACCUCAACAGGGAUCGGCGGCCAAUGCCAAUGUAUCCAUGGCCUCGAACAUAUCAACACCAAACUCAUCAACAUCGACCUUUAAGACCCCUCUGCUGCCCAUGCCCACCCUGGAGGAUAUUGAGGUGGGUCUAAUGGGUUCCCAGGCCAGCGGCAUGCCUCAGGGUAUUCUAAAAUACCCGGCAACAUCAUCUUCAAUACCGCCACAGGGUAUAGGUCCUGGGCCGCCAAAUGUGAUUUCCUCCAGCGGCAAUCCUCCACUUUCCCACAUCCCCUCCCAUGGCCCGGUGACAGGACACAACAUGUCAAUACCACCGCCACCCAGUAAUAUCAGCUUGGGUCCAAAUGCACCAGCUCCACCACCACCCGCCGCAUCCAGCUCCAGCCUGGUGGAUGCCUCCACAUGUGGUACGCUGAAAAGUUCUGCCAAACUGCAAACACCCGCCACUCUCUGUACCAGCACAACAGCAACAAGCGGCCUACCCGGACCCCCAAUGGGUGGCGGCGGCGGCGCGGCCAUUGCCGUGUCCAGCAGCAACAACAUCAACACGCCCAGCAGCAGUACAGUGCCUUUGAAUCUCCACAGCACCACUGCCAACUCGAGCAAGACCAGCAGCCGUAGCAAUCUUCACCAACGACCACCCGCCUCACCGAAAUGCUGUUCGUGUUUUGGCAGCAGCAACAGCAGCAGUUCCAUGCAAAGGGGGCGGGGCAGCUCCAACAAAUCCUCCUCAUCGAUGUCCAUGAAAUCCAAUGCGGGUCACACAUACACGCAUAAAUCGAACUCCAAGGGCCACAGGCGGCACAAUGUGCAGACAUUCUGGUCAGCCCUGCUAACGAAUUUGGGUAUCUGUGCUCUCUUGCUGGCCUACACAUUACUGGGUUCUUUUAUAUUUUUAACAAUUGAAAGUGAAGAUGCCACUCUGUUGCAGCAACAAAGGACUCUGGCCUCGACGAAGAGGAAUAUUGGGCCGCACAAGGCAACGCCAGGCCAACCAGGACCGAUUGCAGUUAACAACAACAACAAUUUAUAUCACACACAACACCAACAACCACACCAUACGGACAAUGGCACAAUGAAUGCAGCGGGUGUUCCCUACUCCUCCUCCCCCUCCAAUGGAGUACCAGCAUCCUCAUCAUCAUCCUCUUCACCCUCGCAAAUGAUGGAGGGUGUCAUCUCAUUGAAUAACAAUGAUUUCAGUUACGGUGAUGAGUUCACACCUCAGUAUGCCCUGUCGCCGGACACCUAUGAUGUACGCCAAAGGACCAUAGAAAAUAUCUGGGAUAUCACGGUAUCCUUGAACAUUUUGUACAAGGAGAACUGGACAAAAUUGGCCGCCCUGGAAAUUGCCAAAUUUCAGGACCAAUUAAUUAAGAGACUGAACGAAGAUGCCAUGUUGCAAUUAACGCAUGACACCGAUGUUAAUGGCCAGACACCGGCCACCGAAGCAGUGCUGCUGUUCCAUCAGCAUGGCCUGUCACCGCAUCAUCUGCACCAUCAUCAUCAUGAGUGGAAUUUUGCCAGGGCCUUUUUGUAUUCGCUAACGGUGCUGACCACAAUUGGUUAUGGCAACAUUGCGCCUCGCACCACCCUGGGCCGUUUGGUUACCCUGGCCUAUGCAUUUUUCGGCAUACCCCUGACCCUGGUGUAUCUCUCCAGCACGGGUGGCAUUCUGGCCAAGGUGGCCCGCGAAGUAUUCUCCAAGGCGUUGUGCUGCUGCCUAUGCUCCAACUGUGGCUACUGUUGUUACGACGAAAAGCGUAUGGCCGAAAAGGAGAGGCGUAUGAAACGCAAACGCCAACAGGAAGAGUUGCGCAAACAACAACAAGCUCUGCAGGAACCCUACUACGUACGCUCCGGUUCAAUGCCGGACACGUUUCAGACGCCGGAAAAACAAUCGCUCGGUCAGAGCAGCAUACAAAUGCCCGAUCUCGAUUCGCUGAGUGCCAGUGAGUCGCGUGGCAGCAUGCAUGGCCUGGCCAUCUUGGCACCCAUACUCCUCUGCUUUUGCAUGAUGAUAAUCUACAUCUUGUUCGGAGCCGUGGUUCUCUAUCGCCUCGAGGAUUGGCCCCUCUUGGAUGGCAUAUAUUUUUGUUUCAUGAGUUUAUCCACCAUUGGUUUCGGCGAUAUGAUGCCAGGCUUUCGUCGUGAUUCCAAUACCACAAUAUGGUUCUGUUCCAUAUACAUUAUGUCCGGCAUGGCCCUGACGGCCAUGUGUUUCAAUGUCAUACACGAAGAGAUUGUGAAUCGCAUUAAAUUUGUGGUGGAAUUUAAGAAGACAUCGAAUCUGGAUACAACGAAUGAUGAGCCGACCAGCUAUUAUAUGCCACCUUGACAGCCAUACAACGAGAAGAAGCAGAACUUGUAUCAACGAAAUCCCACCGAAGAGACUUUGGUAACGGGCACACCCACAUCACUGGUCUUUGGCACCCACAAUGACUCAGAUUUGGCGAAUAUUCACCAAUUAAAGGAUUAUGUUAAUCACGAGUUAGUGCCUAUUCUGACAAUGGAUCCAAAUGCAACGGCUUCAACAUCAACUAAUCUACUAAAAUCGAAUGUAAAUUUACCCCUUAAUAAUUUAACAACCUCAGCAUCGUCCUGUGGUGGUGUUGGUGGUGGUUUGGCCACAUCUCCGCCUAGUUCUUGUCCUGGGCUCAAUAAUAUGGGUAGUCCUUUGAUGGAUACCCUCACGCCUACCACACAAUCAUCGUUGGACUCAAAUGGUGGCAACCUCGGCCUCAAAGGGGUCUAUACCCUGGCCGAAGAACCUGAGCUGGAGGCCCAGGAGACCCAAAUAGAUCGUAUUUAAAAUGUAAAAUUAUAAACCAUUCACCCUAAGGUUGAUAGUAAGGAAUUUUUUUGUAUAUAAAAAUAAAAAUAAAAAAAAUAUAUAAAAUUAGAAAAAUAUCUUUGUUAUAUUUUAGUUAGAGUUAAUGGUAAAUUUAGCAAUAAAUUAAAAAAAAAAUAAAUUAAAAAAAUAAAAAAAAACCGAAUAUUGUGACUGACAAACUGCAACCUAACAUAUAAAAAAUAUAAUGAAAAAAAAUUAUCAUCAGUAUUCUUAAAGAAAAUCUUGAAAAAAAAACUUUUUUUAUUGUAAAAAUAUGAAAGAGUAAAAAUCUUAUAAAAAAAGUUAUUAACUUUUGUACUUUUUAUGUUAAGUAUUUAGCUAAAUGUUUAGAUGAUGUAAUACACACACACACAUUCACAUACACUCAAAUGUAGUUUUAAACAUUAAUCAAUAUAAAAUUAUUUCUAAAAUAAUGCCCAAAAAAAGAACCCAAACAACAAGAAAUAAAAGUAUUUCAUAGGAAAACAAUUAAAAACUACACAUAAAUUGUUAAAACAUUAAAAAAAAAAAUUGAAAAAAAACUAAUUCUAACAAUAAAACAAAAAUUUCAUAGCAAAAAAAAACGAACAACAAGAUGAAGAUACAACAAAACACCGUGUAAAUGUAUAAAUAAGGUUAUAACAAUUUUCAAAAACCCAAUA